Molecule: messenger RNA, 1509 nt
Organism: Rhizophagus irregularis DAOM 181602=DAOM 197198
Lineage: Eukaryota; Fungi; Glomeromycota; Glomeromycetes; Glomerales; Glomeraceae
Source: RefSeq, a predicted model, not a curated record
UGAAAAAAGAACUUUGACAAAAUAACUUUAAAAAAAAAAUUUUUAACAAAAUAAUUUUAUAAAAAAAUUUUCAAUAAAUUUUCAAAACAUUUAAUAAUUUUAUUAAGUUUUCCAAAACUAUUAAUAUUUUACAUUAUUAUUAUUAUUAUUAUUAUUAAAAAUGUCUCACAUAAGUAAAUGUGAAGAAAAACAUCGUAAUCGUGAAGAAAAACGUGAAGCAAAAAAGCGUCAUCGUGAAGAAAAACGUAAAGAAAAACAACGUCAUCGUGAAGAAAAACGUGAAUUAAAACAUCGACAUCGUGAAGAAAAACGUCGACAUCGUGAAGAAUUUGUUUCAAAAUUAUUUAAUCUUACUUUAGAUUCACCAUCAUCCAAUAAUUCAAAUAAUUUAAAUGUUCAAAUAACAUCAUCUGAUAGGAUUGAGAAUGAAAAUGAAGUUGCAACUUUAAGAACCAUAUUUCCAGAUUGUGACCCAUUAUUUAUUAGAAAUUGUCUUGCAAAUGAAACGGGAGAUGAUCGUUUACGUAAAGUAGCAGAAAAUUUAUUAAUAACAGAUUAUCCUAAAGUUGCACCAGUAUCACCUCUAACUCCACCUACAGCUCCACCUCUUCUUCGUAGUAGUUUUGAAUCUCCUUUUGAUAAUGAAGCACCUCCAUCAUAUGAAGAAUCUUUAGGAAAUCAACCAUUACAACCUCCUCCAUUACCAACUCGUCAUCAAAGGGCUUCUUCAUGGAAUGGUAAUGGUUUCUCAGUUACUACUUCACGAUCAACUCAAUUCAAACCUUGUCAAAUUCCACAACAAAUUUCACAACAAAUUACACAACAAAUUACACGUACAGCAGCAAGUGCUUCUUCAGAAGUUAGCGAAGCAAUUAGUACAGUUGUUAAAAAUUUACUUACAAGUAUGAAACCAUCCACAGUUGACCGUGCUCAUCAUAAAUAUAAUCAUGUUUGGUCCCGACCAGUUCCAUCUCAAUUUAAACCUAAACCUCUUUCACAAGAAUAUAAAGUAGUACCAAAGGAUAAAUUUUCAAUUCAAAAAGGAUUUAAUCAAUGUAAUUACCCUUCAAAAGGAUUAAAAUCUCAUGAUAUUUCAGAAGAAGAUUGGUAUUAUUUUAUGAAUGGAUUAAAUUCACUUAUUGGUGUAAAAUCGAACAAAGGAAACCUAAAUAAUUUUGGGGAAGGAGUCUCUGUUAGUUUAAAAUGGGUUUCAUGGAUGAAUGUAACCAUGGAUGAAUCAUUAAUGGAAACAAAUCUUAAAGCAUUAAAUGAAUAUAUUGAUAAAUGGAAUAAAUCCUACUUUAAUCCAAGACAAAUAAUGGUACAACUUAUUGAUAAUAGAAAUCAGAAUAAUCCAUUCAAGAAUCAUCCUUACGAGCAAUAUUUAUUAGUAAAAUCUAUAUAAGUAGUUUGGACAUUUGUAAAAUUAAUUAUAUAAAUAUAAAUAUAUAUAUAUAAAUGUAUAAGUAUUAUAUUAAAUUAUAAAUAUAGCAUAUGUAUUUAUUUUAU